Molecule: messenger RNA, 2178 nt
Organism: Ostreobium quekettii
Lineage: Eukaryota; Viridiplantae; Chlorophyta; Ulvophyceae; Bryopsidales; Ostreobiaceae
Source: the annotation of a GenBank genome assembly
AUGAACGGGAUGCGGGGCCGCGGGGGCGGCUACGCGGGAACGGGCUUCGGGGCCGGGCCGCGCAGCCACAGGGCGCAGAAGGAGGACCGCAAGGUGGCGGUGACGUUUGGGCGGGGCGACGGCGAUCAGCACUGCAGCGGGAUUCAGUCUUUGGUGCUGACUGCUGCUGGGGAUCGGCUAUUCACAGCUUCUAGGGAUGCAACUGUGAAAAGGUGGAAUGUGGAAGAGGGUCAAAGGCCCAGGUUUGAGACCAGCUUUGAUGGCCACAGUGAAUGGGUCAAUGAUGCAGUGUUGGUGCGAGACAAGCUCCUUGUGACGGGCUCCUCGGACAAGACGUUGAGAGUCUGGGAUGCCCAUUCUGCAGGUCACCAGAUGCUGUCUCGGCAGUCUCAUUCGGACUAUGUGACUGCCCUUGCUGCUUCCCCAGUGGAGGCACUGGUGGCAUCUGCAGGCCUCAGGGCUGAAGUCUGCUUGUGGGAUUUGAAGCAAAGUCCUGAAAAGUUGACCAGCCUGAAGCUUUUUCCACGUGACCCCAGCAAAGAGAAGGGCAGCAUGUAUGCUGUAGCACUGUCCUCGGCAGGCACGCUCGUGGCGGCAGGUUCAUCAGAUGACAUCACCCGCAUAUUCGAUGCGCGUUCAGGGAAAAAGGUCAUGAAACUGAAGGGUCACACCGGGAACAUCCGUGCCCUGCUGUUCAAUGCAGAGGGUACUCGACUUCUGUCCGGGUCGUCUGACCACACAUUCAAAUUGUGGGAUCUUGGUCUGCAGAGAUGCAUACAGACAUGUGGUGUACAUAUGGACUCCGUGUGGUCCUUGGUCGCCUCAGACAACUUCAAUGUGGUGCUCAGCGGCGGAAGGGACAAAUGUGUGUACAGAACCAAUAUGCUGAAUCGCACAAGUGAGCUGCUUUUCAUGGAAGAACACCCCAUAACCAAGAUGGCUGCCAGCCCCAGUGGUGGAUCUGUGUGGGUUGCAACGGCCAGCUCCAGUGUCAACAAGUGGAACAUCCCUGUCAAGCUGCCCACAGACUCGUCCUUGUGGAAUGCUCCGGAUGGUAGCAAAGCUGUGCCAGGUCGACCACAUCUGUUGCACGCAUCUCACCGUCGUUCAUCCGAUGUGAGCAAGCUGCUUGACCCGCUUCAACCCAAUCCUGCUGCCACGAUCACUGGCCUCCCUGCGAUCAUUGAUCGUGCGGUCCUCAGGAACCAGCGGCACCUGCUCUUGAAGGACCAAACUGGGGAAGUGACGCUCCUCGAUGUCACAUCUGGCAGAAUCGUCAAAAAUUACGGAGUUGUGGAUUUCAAGACCAUGGAGGCCGACCUCUUUGAACCCAACUCAGUGCCAAAAUGGUUUGAUCAUGACAACAGGCUGGGCAUGGUCACAGUGACGCUUGAGACCCCAAAGUGCUUCUUUGCUGAGGUGUAUGCGAGGGAUUUUGGUGUGGAUGCACCAGAGGACAGGAGGAUGAACUACGGCGAUGGGAUGCUGAGGGGCGUGUUCGCCACAUGGGCUUUUCACAGGAAACCUGAGUUUCUGGAGCAUGCUCCGGGGGACAGCAUGGACCUGUGGGGAAAGGGCUGGGCCGAUGCUGAGGGGAGGACGAUGCCAAGCUUCAGGUUUUGGGAGCGGACGAGACCUGCUGUGUGGGUGUCUUCCACAAACACAGAGGGCGAGGUGUGGCGUGCUUCUGUUCAAAUGCUUCCAAAGGCAGUCAACGAUCGGGAAGAUAUACCUGAAUGGGUGGCAGAAUGCGUCUUGAGGCUCCGAAUACCAACACAGAAGAGCUGGAAAUGCUCAUUUCACCUUAUCCCUCUAGAUGACUCCUUACCGCAACUCAACCAAAGCAGGCUGACGGCACCACGCAUCCUACAAAUAAGAAAGGUGUCCCAGUACUUGAAGCAAAAGUUGCUGGAGCUCGACCCCCCAGUCAACGUGGAGAUCCCCCCUGUGGACUUUACUGACGUAACCAACGAUCCUUACUACACCGAAAAGAGGGAUAGCGAUGAGCCUUACCAGGAGGUGGUGCUCACAUGCAAGGACUAUGCGCUGCCGUUUUCGAUGAGCGUCGGCUCUGUGAUCGAGUACAUAUGGCGGGAAGGCGACGAGGAUCUGGACAUUAUGUACUGCAUGCGAGGAAGAGAGUUCCCUCUUCCAGAUAUCCCCCCUCGCGUGUCAUGA